GAAGCAAUCGCAUAUCAGCAAGAGCAGCCACUAACAGAAAUAUGGCUAACCAUCAAUCUCUGUUAGACAAGCCUAAAAAAUCUCUUUCCAAAACCAUCUGUUUAAUCCUUUCCAUAGCUACUGUCAUAAGCUUAUCCUUUGUCGGUUCUUAUCUCAUCAAACCUACCUCCUUCUUCAAUCAAUCCUCCCUUCAUCAUGUCUGUGAACAUGCACUUGAUACAAAAUCAUGCUUUGCACAUGUCUCACAAGUAGCACAAGGUCAAGUUAUGACUGCUACAAAAGAUCACAAAUUCCAAUUAUUGCAGACCUUUCUAAUGAAAUCCACCUCACACAUUCAGAGAGCUAUGGACAUGGCCGAUUCUAUCAAACAAAGAAUCAACAGUCCUAGGGAGGAAGCAGCUCUGCGAGAGUGUGCAGAGCUGAUGGACUUGUCCAUUAAUAGAGUUUGGGAUUCAAUGGUUGCUCUAGCCAAACAAACCAUUGAGUCGCAACAAGAUGCACACACAUGGCUAAGUAGUGUGCUCACUAACCAUGCAACUUGCUUGGAUGGAUUAGAAGGGUCAGCUAAGGCCCUUAUGGAAGCUGAACUUGAGGACUUGAUAUCUAGAUCAAGAACCUCUUUGGCCUUGCUUGUUGCUGUCUUGCCUCCAAAACAUGAACAAAUAAUUCACGAGCCACUAAACGGAGACUUUCCCUCGUGGGUGACCGGCAAGGAUCGGAGGUUGUUGGAGUCUUCGGUUAAGGAUAUCAAAGCCAAUGUUGUGGUGGCUAAGGAUGGAAGUGGCAGGUUUAAGACAGUGGCUGAGGCUGUGGCAUCCGCACCCGACAAUGGUAAAACGAGGUAUGUUAUUUAUGUGAAAAAGGGAACAUAUAAAGAGAAUGUUGAAAUUGGUAGUAAGAAGAAGAACGUGAUGCUGGUGGGGGAUGGUAAGGAUGCAACAGUAAUUACCGGAAGCUUGAAUUUCAUAGAUGGAACAAGCACAUUCAAGACUGCCACCGUUGCUGCUGUGGGAGAUGGAUUUAUAGCCCAAGACAUAUGGUUCCAAAACGCAGCAGGUCCUGAGAAGCAUCAAGCAGUGGCUCUUCGUGUAGGCGCUGACCAAUCUGUCAUAAAUCGUUGCCGCAUUGAUGCAUAUCAAGACACACUCUACGCUCACUCCAACAGACAAUUCUACAGAGACUCCUUCAUCACAGGUACAAUUGACUUCAUCUUUGGAAACGCAGCUGUUGUGUUCCAAAAAUGCAACUUGGUGGCCAGAAAGCCCAUGAGUAACCAGAAAAACAUGGUGACGGCCCAAGGACGAGAGGAUCCAAACCAAAACACAGGAACUUCAAUUCAACAAUGUACCCUAACACCAAGCUCGGAUCUUAAGCCUGUUGUGGGCUCCUUCAAAACUUAUUUGGGCCGUCCGUGGAAGAAGUACUCCAGAACCGUUGUUAUGCAAUCGACCUUGGACAGUCACAUUGACCCAGCAGGAUGGGCAGAAUGGGAUGCACAAAGUAAGGACUUUUUGCAAACAUUGUAUUAUGGAGAAUACAUGAAUAGUGGAGCAGGUGGUGGUACAAGCAAGAGAGUGAAUUGGCCUGGUUACCAUAUCAUCAAAACUGCAGCAGAAGCAAGCAAAUUCACUGUGACACAACUCAUCCAAGGCAAUGUUUGGUUGAAGAACACUGGGGUCAACUUCAUUGAAGGCCUCUAAUCUAAAUAUGUAUCUGAUGCGGCUGCCUUUUUGCCUUUCACAAAUAAAAUCGAAAAUCUUUGCUAUGUGGUAGUGGAGGUUUCGACUUGUUUGUUCGUCGGAACUAGGAAGUUUCUAUAGCCUUGUAGCCUGCGGGGUUUAUGUAACGCAUCAUAUCAUAUAUAUGUAAAAUAAAUUAACUUCUUGUGCCUUCCCAAGUGCUUCUGUGUUUUCCUGAAAUAUUAU
Cajanus cajan (pigeon pea) is the source of this 1925-nucleotide messenger RNA. Its product is annotated as pectinesterase. Gene Ontology annotation, biological process: cell wall modification. Lineage: Eukaryota; Viridiplantae; Streptophyta; Magnoliopsida; Fabales; Fabaceae. The record is from RefSeq and is a predicted model, not a curated record. Gene Ontology annotation, molecular function: pectinesterase activity; enzyme inhibitor activity.